ACCACCACCGCCGCCUCCAGUGCCAGUGCCAUCGUCACCUCUACCACCGCAGCCUCCAGUCUCCGUGGCAUUCCCCCCCCAAUUCAUCUCCUCGUCCUCAGCCUGCCGCUUCGCCAACAUCAUCUGCAUCCUCAACUCCAGAUCACGCCAUUGAAUUCGUCCCCCGACCCCGUACCACCCUCGCCGGCUACCACAUUCGCCCCAGAGUCGCCUCACGCCAACAUCGGCACCUCCCAGAGCCCCCAGCCUUGCCAGCACCAUUUCGAAAAGCCAACGUCGACUUCUGCGCCGAACAUGGCACCGGCUUGUUGAUCGAGCCCACACCGAUACAAGCUCCCGCCAGACAUCACGUCCAGGCGGCAAUUCGCGACCGUCGCCCAACCUCCUCUCCAGAAGUACCGGUACCGGAACUAGUACCCUCGAUUCCGUCACCGACCCUACACCCGGCAUGCCUUCCAAGAACAGCAACAAUAGCGCGGGGCACGGCGGCAGCAACCAGGUCAGCCAUCGUCUACGCAACUUCUUCCGCAUUAAUAAUACCACCAACGGAAGCACCCUAGGUGACGAGAAGCAGAAAGACAAGGAGAGCCCGACCAAGGCAUUGUCAAACGACGAAGGUCAGGGCUCUGGGUCUGCGUCUGCGUCUGCGUCCGGGCCCACGAGGCCGUUCCGUGGCCGGUUGUACAGUAGCACCGUCGGUCGUUUUAGGUCCCAAACCGUCGCGAGCGAAGGCAACCAGCUAGAAGAGGCUCUCAGCCCAACAGCCAAUGCCAACCCCUACUUCGCCCACCAAGGCCACCCGGGCCUCCGUCACCACAACGAGGGCUCUGUGCCGCCCAGUCCGCCGGACACGCCGAUAUUCAAAAUCAGCAGCCCCGAGGAUGGCAAGAACGGCCAAAAGGCUACAGCCGAGACCAAGGAAGAGCUGGCUAGGCGGUUGAGACGGGUGGCUAGUGCCCCCAAUACGCAGCUCCUCUUCAAGAAGGACGGCGGCAAGGGGGGUGCCGAUGGUGAACGUCCGGCGACGGCAAACCUAGGCAAAGAUCCUCUCAUCGAGGACCCCUCCAAGCCAGGCUCUCUUUCGCUGCUCGAGGCUCAGUCAGAGGCGGCCAAACAUCUAUCGCUCAGUCCUCCCGUAGAGGAAGACUCUCUGGCUGCGUUGCCAGCGCCCAAUGCCAACUUGGCCUUUCGCCGAACGUACAGCUCCAACUCGAUCAAGGUCCGUUCCGUCGAGGUCAGCCCCUCGAGUUUCGACAAGAUCAAGCUCAUUGGCAAGGGUGACGUUGGCAAGGUGUAUCUGGUGCGCGAAAAGAAGAGCAAUCGCCUCUACGCGAUGAAGGUGCUGAGCAAGAAGGAGAUGAUCAAACGGAACAAGAUCAAGCGAGCGCUCGCUGAGCAGGAAAUCCUCGCCACCAGCAACCACCCAUUCAUCGUUACUCUGUAUCAUUCGUUCCAAUCAGAAGACUAUCUUUACCUCUGCAUGGAAUACUGCAGUGGUGGCGAGUUCUUCCGCGCGCUGCAAAGCAGGCCGGGCAAGUGCCUGGCUGAGGAGGACGCCAAGUUCUAUGCCGCAGAGGUGACGGCGGCCCUGGAGUAUCUCCAUCUCAUGGGGUUCAUUUACCGUGACUUGAAACCCGAAAACAUCCUGCUUCACCAAUCCGGUCACAUCAUGCUUUCGGACUUUGACCUGUCCAAGCAGUCCGAUCCUGGAGGCAAGCCGCUCAUGAUCGUUGGCAAGAAUGGGGCGAGAACCGACGCGCUGCCCACCAUCGACACACGCGCGUGUAUUGCUAACUUUAGAACCAACUCGUUUGUGGGCACAGAAGAGUACAUUGCGCCCGAAGUUAUCAAGGGGAGCGGUCACACCAGCGCCGUCGACUGGUGGACACUGGGUAUCUUGAUCUACGAGAUGCUCUACAGCACAACGCCCUUCAAGGGGAAGAAUCGCAACGCGACGUUUGCGAACAUUCUGCGGGAGGACAUCCCCUUCCCCGAGCACAAUGGCUCGCCGCCAGUGACAAACCUUUGCAAAUCUCUCAUCAGGAAACUCCUCAUCAAGGAUGAGAACAGACGCUUAGGUGCGCGUGCCGGCGCGUCCGAUAUCAAAUCCCACCCCUUCUUCCGCACCACGCAGUGGGCACUCAUUCGCCAUGGCAAGCCGCCCAUUGUACCCGCCAACAGCCUCACCAAGGGCGGCAGCGACACUCCCAACUUCCGCAAUGUCAAGGAGAGCGAGAGUGUCGAUAUUUCUGGAUCAAGACAGAUGAAGGGCGUGCCCCUGGACAGCGGCUUGGCGACCCCCGGCAACGAGAUAGCCGACCCCUUCCUCGAAUUCAACAGCGUGACGCUGCACCACGAGGGUGACGAGCAUCAAUACCACAAUGGGCAUAACGGUUCCAACCGGUAGUGGGAUGGCAAAGAAGAAAAGAAAAGAAACCUGGCAGGCGCCUAUCACUCUACUUUUGGAGACGAACGAACAGCAUAGAGGUCGCUGAAGCGGUGUAUGAUUUUUCUUUCUUUUUUUCACUUUGGUUUCCUGGCCCUCUCUUUAUCAACGAACCAUGGGCGUAGCACACGGUAUCUUGGCGUUUUGCGGGCACAAGUGAACCCGGGAAUGGAAGCACAUGUCUUUCUUAUCAGUCGCUGCAGCUCCAUUGCAGUGACGAUCCAGCGUGAUUACAUUAGACUUUACAAGAAUCAAUGUUUUCAUAUGGCUUUUUCUGCAAGAGUGUAGCUCAAGGAACAUCAUGUGCCGAGUG
Messenger RNA from Emericellopsis atlantica, 2759 nucleotides. Its product is annotated as kinase-like domain-containing protein. The transcript is spliced from 4 exons. The record is from RefSeq and is a predicted model, not a curated record. Gene Ontology annotation, molecular function: ATP binding; protein serine/threonine kinase activity. Bases 449 to 2407 code for a protein of 652 amino acids. Gene Ontology annotation, cellular component: plasma membrane; cytoplasm; nucleus. Gene Ontology annotation, biological process: protein phosphorylation. Lineage: Eukaryota; Fungi; Ascomycota; Sordariomycetes; Hypocreales; Bionectriaceae.